Molecule: messenger RNA, 2466 nt
Organism: Knipowitschia caucasica
Lineage: Eukaryota; Metazoa; Chordata; Actinopteri; Gobiiformes; Gobiidae
Source: the annotation of a GenBank genome assembly
AUGAGUCUCCUACUGCCGCUGCGGUGCUGGUGCUCAGAAGCCAAACCAGGACAAGAGCCCGCGCCGGCCGGUUCUGGUCUGGGCAGACCGGGUCAUAGUGGCAGGUCGCAGGAGGUCUCAGGCUUCAGCUCCGGUUCGGCUGUCAGAGAGAGAGAGAGGAACAUGACGACCAACGGGCUGCUGCUGUGGACGCUGCUGCUGCUGGCGACGGUCCCUGGCUCUGCGAGUCCUGGUCCUGGACUGAACCUGGGAGAGGACUAUGAGGUGGUGCGGCCGGUCAGACUCCACACGGUCAACAAGAGACACGCAGAGCUCCACAGGCCACAGACGGUGAAGUACGCUCUGACUGUGGGAGGCCGAGCGCUGCAGAUGCACCUGCAGAGGAACGAUGAGUUGCUGACCGGAGACUACAGCGAGACUCACUACCUCCAGGAUGGCACCCGCGUCACCAGGGCCCUGGACCACAUCGAUCACUGCUAUUACCAAGGGACGAUCGUGGGCGACAGGGCGUCUGCGGCCAGCAUCAGCACGUGUGACGGGCUCAGAGGGUACUUCAGGACGUCUGAGCAGCGCUACCUGAUCGAGCCGCUGACCUCGGAGCCGGACGGGGAUCACGCCGUGCAGCCGUUCCCUCAGGACGAGGGUCAGGGUCCUGAGGGUCAGGGUUCGACUCCAGGCGUGUGCGGCGUCACCAACACCACCUGGGACGAGGACUACGAGCCCCCGACCGGCCGCAGCCGCUCCAGGGCAGCUGGAAUCUCCAUCGUCCAACAGCAGAAAUACUUGGAGCUGUUUCUAGUGGCCGACAACAGACUGUUUGAGAAAAUGAAGCGAGACAUGAGCGAGCUGAGGAAGAGGAUGUUCGAGGUGGUGAACUUCGUGAACAUGGCGUACAAACCCAUGCGGACCUUCGUGGCACUGGUCGGUCUCGAGGUCUGGUCCAACGGAGACCAGAUCUCGAUCACUCAUCCGGCCGGAGAAAACCUGAACGCCUUCAUGAACUGGAGAAACUCUGAGCUGGUCAAGACCAAGAAGCAUGACAACGCUCACCUCAUCAGUGGGAUAGACUUUGAAGGAGCCACUGUUGGACUGGCCUUCGUUGGGACGCUGUGCUCGGGGCACUCAGUUGGAGUUGUGCAGGACCACAGUGGCCGGGCCAUAGCCGUGGGGGCCACUCUGGCCCAUGAGAUGGGUCACAAUCUGGGCAUGAAUCACGACGACUCAGGCUCCUGCGUGUGCACCGGGGACAGCUGCAUCAUGGCCCCGUCCCUCAGCUACAACGUGCCGCAGAGCUUCAGCAGCUGCAGUGGGACUCACUUUGAGAAGUACCUUUUGAACCGUAUCCCCAGCUGCCUCCAGGACAAACCCGACUUCAGGAGUGUGGUGGCGCCCCCUGUCUGCGGCAACGGCUUCAAGGAGACGGGCGAGGACUGUGACUGCGGCUCCGUGGAGGAGUGCACCAACCUCUGCUGCAACGCCUCCUCCUGCUCCUUCAGCGAGGGCUCCCAAUGUGCGGAGGGGGAGUGCUGUGAGGACUGUAAGAUCCUGGGUCGGUCCCGUCAGUGCCGGCCGCAGCAGGACGAGUGUGACUUGGCUGAGUUCUGUGAUGGGAAGAGUGCGGUCUGUCCUGAGGAUGUGUUUGGCGUCAACGGAGCUCCGUGCGACGGCGCUCAAGGAUUCUGCUACAACGGACAGUGUCCCCAGAGACUGAGCCAGUGCCUCAAGAUGUACGGCCCAGGAGCCGUCGACGCUCGCCUCGGCUGCUUCUCCCAGAACUCCAGAGGAACUUACUACGCCUUCUGCAGACGCCCUGCUCAGAGCACCUUCAUCCCCUGCCAGGACGAAGAUGUGUUCUGUGGGAAACUGUUCUGUCACAACGGGAAAGACAGCCCCAACUACGGCCGCAUGGUGCGAGUGGGAGACUGUAAAGCCACGUUCUACGAUGACUUCACCAAAGACUUCGGACAAGUGGACCCUGGGACCCAGUGUGGGGAGGGGAAGGUGUGUAGUCAGAACGAGUGUGUGGACCUGGAGACCGCAUACCGCAACACAAACUGCUCGGCCAAAUGUCCCGGCCACGCGGUGUGUAACCACAGAGAUGAGUGUCAGUGUGAACCCGGCUGGAUGCCUCCCACCUGCGACACGAAGGACGGAGACUUCUCGCCCGUGUCCACAGGGGUCAUCGCUGCCAUCUGUGCCGCGGUCGCUCUGCUGCUCCUCGCGGCCGUCGUGGGAGUUGUGGUUUUCAUUUGGAGGAAGCGCCGGGGUCCAGUCUUACCCACCACGCAGACCCAGAGGAAACCCUACCUCUCACAGACUCCAGCUCAGCCUUCUCCAGCUCUGGCGGUGAAAGUAAAGCCCAGAGCCGCUCCUCCUCCACCGCCCCCUGCUGGAGCCAGGGCCGCAGCGCAGCCCUACAGCGCUGUCCGACAGGCCUUGAGACCGGUUCCUCCGCCUAAAGUCUGA